Thermochaetoides thermophila DSM 1495 is the source of this 468-nucleotide messenger RNA. RefSeq lists its product as uncharacterized. The record is from RefSeq and is a predicted model, not a curated record. Bases 1 to 468 code for a protein of 155 amino acids. NCBI's taxonomy places the organism in Eukaryota, Fungi, Ascomycota, Sordariomycetes, Sordariales, Chaetomiaceae. The transcript has a single exon.
AUGAAGCUCUCCCUUGUCUCCCUCACCCUCCCCCUAGCCACAGUGGCCCUCCCCAAUGUAGGCUACGCCCGCGUCCGUAACAACUGCACCGAAACUGUUUGGCUCUGGUCUGUCGGCACCAACAUCUCAGCGCCCUACCGCUUGCAACAGGGCGCCUCCUACGCAGAGCAAUUUUCUCGCGACCCCAUCACGGGCGGCCGCGCGCUAAAAAUCACAAUCCCCGAGAAUGGUCUCUAUACCCCUGGCGUGCCACAGACAAUUUUUGCGUACAACCUCGAUGGCGCUGGGAUCUGGUACGACCUGAGCGAUGUGUUUGGCGAUGCUUUCAUUGGGAAGAAGCUUGUUGUUGCCAGCGCUGAGCCGACUUGCCAGAAGAUUAUUUGGCCUACUGGUGUGCCGCCGGCAGGUAGCCAGGUGAAGGUUUGCACGGCAGAGAAGGAUGUUACUUUGACGCUUUGCGCAGACUAG